Molecule: messenger RNA, 2145 nt
Organism: Paramuricea clavata
Lineage: Eukaryota; Metazoa; Cnidaria; Anthozoa; Malacalcyonacea; Plexauridae
Source: the annotation of a GenBank genome assembly
AUGGCUGCAUGUCAAAGUUCUCGAAAUGAAAAGAAGACAACAAAGAAUAAAGAUAAUAACGUCUCACCAUAUUUCACAAAGAUACUACAACAGGCUUGUUACGGUGCACAGACAAAACUUCGUUUUGAUCUCUUCCAAAGUAAAAAAAGCGAUGAAAGUACAAAAUAUAAAGGACUUGUUUGUAAUGGCCACAUAAAUGGUGUCUGCGUUGGUCGGGGUUAUGACGAAUUAAAAGGUAAAAAGGCACGAAAUGAUUGCGCUGAGCAAAUCAUUAACUCGAUAUUAAUUCAAAAAGUUGUUGUUGAUGGGAGAGUAGUAAAAGAAUUAUUGAAACUCUUGCCAAAAGACUAUCAAAAGUGUGCAAAACCCCUCCCACCUGCACCAAAACCCCUCCCAUCUGCACCAAAACCCUUCCCAUCUGCAUCAAGAUCCCUCCCACCUGCACGAAGACCUCUCCCACCUGCACCAAAACCCCUCCCACCUGCACCAAAACCCUUCCCAUCUGCACCAAAACCCUUCCCAUCUGCAUCAAGACCCCUCCCACCUGCACAAAGACCUCUCCCACCUGCACCAAAACCCCUCCCACCUGCACCAAAACCCCUCCCACCUGCAUCAAGACCCCUCCCACCUGCACCAAGACCAGCACCCCACCUCCCCAUUGGGGGGGACACACAACAGAGUUCAUCGGGCGGUAAUGUGGAACAAACAGGGAAAAGUGUCCAGAAAAAAAUAACUAAAGUCUGGCAGAAUAUGCUUGCACAAGCACACACACAACAGAACAUUACAACAGGGGCAGGCAGUCAACAGAAUGAUGAGACAGAAUGUACCGAGGGGCAGAGCAUUCAAGAAACACAACAAAAUACUACAACAAAGGGGCAGAGCAUUCAAAAGACACAACAGAAUAGUACAACAGGGGGGAGCAUCCAACAGAAUACUACAACAGGGGGAAGGAUCCAACAGAAUGCUGCAACAGGGGGUAGCAUGCAAGAGAAUUGUCCAAAAAUACCUGAGAGUAACCGUGGAUAUCAAAUGCUAUGUAAAAUGGGAUGGACAGGCGGAGGGCUGGGUAAGAAAGGAAAUGAAGGCAUUGAAGAACCCAUUGUCGUAAAUAAAAUCUGUGGAAGACGGGGUCUUGGAAUGGAUUUUGUUGACACAUCACAUCAACACCGUACCCUACAACAUAAGCAGAAGAAAAAACAGAAAACACAACGAGCCAUUUCUCGUAAGCUUAUAAACAAAUUUGUAAGGGGUGAUGGACACAAGAUUGUUGUUACAAAACCUUUAAUAGAAGAUGACCAUCGACUUUUGCAGAAGUUGUGUGAUAGAAAUUGUCUGUUGUAUGAAUUUAUUGGACCAUCUAAGCAUCUGGUGAUAAGAAAGCCGUUAAACUGGCCAUCAACCACAGCCGGACAGAGAAUAGCAAAAAUGAUCAAGACAAAAAUGCAGAGACAAAUGAACAAGAUUAAAAUUACGAGAUCAUCAAGUAAUAUGCCGGCAAAACCAACACAUGCUGACACAUCUCUUACAAACAUCAAGAAAAUUGCAAUGAUGUCAAAUGCUGAGCAUGAAUCUACAAAUGAAACAGUCUCUAAUAUGAAUGUGGACACUGAACAUGUUUCUCAAAAUUUGCCCAUUGCAAGUCACACUGUUGAAACAUCCAGUGACAACUUUGAAAAAGCAUCCUACCCACUCCAAUCCACCACCGCACCCAAUUCUACUGGACAUCCCUCCACUGGACAUAGUGCCACCUCCACCAGACAUGGUACCUCCACUGGAAAUGGUACCACUCAUGGACAUUGUACCUCCUCCACUGGACAAUUUGAUACCUCUGAUGGACAUGGUACCUCCUCCACCGGAAAUGGUACCUCCUCCACUGGACAUGAUACCUCUGCUGGACCAAUGAUACAAACAAGUAUUAAAACUGAACUUCUGCAGCUCUCCACAUUGGAUGAUUUUAAACUUGGUGAUGAUGUCUGGGAGAUUUUCUUGGCUUUCUUAAAAAGUAGUGAUGAAGAGCUAGAUAUUUCAAGAAAUUUAACAAGCAAGGAAAGACUGUUUCUGUAUAUGAUUAGUGAUAAGUAUGGUUUUCAUUUCAUGUUAUUUUCACAUGGUGAUGAGAGGAGUAUUGUCAUCAGAAAGUGCUAA